Brassica napus (rape) is the source of this 387-nucleotide messenger RNA. Its product is annotated as vacuolar-processing enzyme delta-isozyme-like. Gene Ontology annotation, biological process: vacuolar protein processing. The record is from RefSeq and is a predicted model, not a curated record. Lineage: Eukaryota; Viridiplantae; Streptophyta; Magnoliopsida; Brassicales; Brassicaceae. Bases 1 to 387 code for a protein of 128 amino acids. The transcript has 2 exons. Gene Ontology annotation, molecular function: cysteine-type endopeptidase activity.
AUGUGUCUGUUUUUGAUGUUUCACUAUAUAUUUAUCUCUCAGAUUCAAAACGCUCCUGUGGGGUCACCUCAAAGACAAGAAGCUCAGAAGAAUCUGCUUGAGGAAAUAAAUCACAGGAAACAAAUCGAUCAGAAGAUUAUAGAGAUUCUUAGACUUUCACUCAAACAAACCGAUGUAUUAGAUCUCUUAACUUCCACAAGAACAACAGGACAACCUGUUGUAGAUGAUUGGGACUGCUACUGGACUCUGGUUAAAAGUUUCAAGAAUCAAUGUGGAGCAAAGAUGGAAUACGAUAUGAAGUAUGCAGGAGCACUUGCCAAUAUCUGCAAUAUGGGAGUGGAUGUGAAGAAAAGUGUUGCAGCUAUUGAAGAAGCUUGUGCCCAUUAA